This is a messenger RNA of Penicillium taxi, 648 nucleotides long. Its product is annotated as tetratricopeptide repeat protein. Gene Ontology annotation, molecular function: protein binding. The transcript is spliced from 3 exons. NCBI's taxonomy places the organism in Eukaryota, Fungi, Ascomycota, Eurotiomycetes, Eurotiales, Aspergillaceae. The record is from RefSeq and is a predicted model, not a curated record. The coding region runs from base 1 to 648 and encodes 215 amino acids.
AUGCUACAGACAUGGAUGAUAUCGUACCGUGAGAUCCAGAAUCGAGCCCCAAACGCAGCAGAGCUUCUCCUACUGCUUGCCUACUUCGAUAAUCGGGACAUUUGGUAUGAGUUAGUCCAAAGUGCUUCUAAUAGCCUCAAUGUUCCAGACUGGCUUCAAGAAAUUAUAUUAAGCGAACUUACUUUCAAAGAUUCUGUGAAGCCUCUUAUCGAAUUCUCUCUUAUUGAGACAAAGCAACAAGAAGGGAGCUAUGCAAUACAUCCUGUGUCGGAUGUGCAGUUCCUAGUGCAAGCGAAAGGAAUUAUUCAAAGUGUCAGCGACGGCUUAUUCCACAUGCAAAUUUCAUUCUUCGUGUAUAUGGGGGCAUUUCAUGGGCUAGGGGAUCUCUACUCUGAUCAGGGCAAGCUCAAGGAGGCAGAGGAGAUGUACCAGCGAGCACUAGCAGGCAAAGAGAAAGCCCUAGGUCCGGAUCAUACAUCCACUCUUACUACUGUGAACAACCUUAGUCUUCUCUACUCUGAUCAGGGGAAGCUGAAAGAUGCAGAGGAUUCGUACCAGGGAGAACUGCCAGACAGUCAAAAGGUCUCGCGUCUCAAUUCUAAGAGGGCACGGCAGGCUAUAGCUAAAUUUACUAGAUGGCUUAAAUAA